AUGUGCGCGAGAGACCUUAUAAAUUCAGAGGAUGCGUUCGAGUUGUUGUCGUCGAUUGAAACAGAAGUACAACACCUGAACAACGCGCUACCGCACUUGUACGUGACAAUGACUACUUACCGAGGCCUAUCGCUGAAUGAGUACGUGUACUGUGUGCUGGAUCUGAAGUGGCGCGUGGUGGAGUUGAUUCUAUUUCUAGACCAGGCCAGAGCGAGCUUGGAUACGACGGUUGUCAUGGCAACGGAUGAGAGAGCUGGUGGGGGCACUGGGGCGGCACAGGAGAUGUGCAACGGGGAUGUACCGCAA
Molecule: messenger RNA, 306 nt
Organism: Sphaeroforma arctica JP610
Lineage: Eukaryota; Ichthyosporea; Ichthyophonida
Exons: 1
Source: RefSeq, a predicted model, not a curated record